Molecule: messenger RNA, 739 nt
Organism: Symbiodinium natans
Lineage: Eukaryota; Dinophyceae; Suessiales; Symbiodiniaceae
Source: the annotation of a GenBank genome assembly
GUCCAAGAAGCGCGCGCCGGACAACGGCCAAGACGCGGACGAUCUUGCGGAGACGCGGAGAAAAGCUCGACGGAUCAAUCACUAUUUGGACCUGGUGCCGGCGCGCUACUACCUUGGGACGGAGAGUGCCCAGGCAAAGGGCGGGAAGUGGGCCCACUUGGACCCAAAGCUGGCAAAGUCCACCACGCAGCUGAUAGCAGAAGCGGCGACAGCAGAAGAUCAGCCUGCCACCGCCUCGAAGAAGAAAAAGAGCAAAGACAAGCGGGCGCGGAGCCUCUCGCAGUCGCCGGAGCCUUCCGGGCCGAACUCCCGGGCCGAGCUCCGCGAGAAGCUGAACCGGCGGAUAGAGGAGCUCAAGGAAGAGCGCCGGCGCAAGCAGUCCGAGGCCGACAAGGCCAAGGCUGCAGAAGUUCGGGCCGCUCGCGAGAAGGCGGCGGCGUCUGCUCCGAACGGAGUGAAGACCAACCACAAAUCCGAGGCACGCGGGCGAGCGGCCCAGGCCGAGGAAGAUGAGGAGCCCGAGGUUGGCCGAGUCAGCUUCGACGCAGAGGCGUCCGGUCUGCCCUUCGAGGCCAGCGUUGGCCACCGUGGGAAGAAGGUGAAGAAAUUGCAAGCCGAGCUGCGGAAGCAGGAGGCCGACGCGGCGAAGCUGCGCGAGGCCGAGCGUCGGGGUGAGGGCGAGGAGCUUCGGAAGGAGCUCGCCUACGAGAAGGCCCUCCAGCGUGCCCGCGGGGAGAAG